CGGGUCUGGGAGCCGGGACGGCCCGUCCCCGUCCCUGGCGCGUGACACCUGCCUUUGCUUCUCCACAGGCUUCACGAUGUAGCGGGGACUCCAGGCCACCACUCACAGAAAAUGGAAAGAGAGCAGGGGCCAGCAGGAAGGUGCAGGAGCCAGCCAGAGUGCAGAGAGAGGAGGGGGUGUCGCGUCCGAGUGCUGGCCUGAAGCCCACAUGCCCCGACCGGAGGAGAGACUCGCAGCCGCCUAGAGGAGAAGCCAAAGAUGUUGACCAGGAAGAUCAAGCUGUGGGACAUCAAUGCCCACAUCACCUGCCGCCUGUGCAGCGGGUACCUCAUCGACGCCACCACAGUGACUGAGUGUCUGCACACCUUCUGCAGGAGCUGCCUGGUGAAGUACCUGGAGGAAAACAACACGUGCCCCACGUGCAGGAUUGUCAUUCACCAGAGCCACCCACUGCAGUACAUCGGUCAUGACAGAACCAUGCAAGAUAUUGUUUACAAAUUGGUACCAGGCCUCCAAGAAGCGGAAAUGAGAAAACAGAGGGAAUUCUAUCACAAGUUGGGCAUGGAGGUGCCUGGAGACAUCAAGGGGGAGACGUGCUCUGCAAAGCAACACUUAGACCCCCACCGGAACGGUGAAACCAAAGCGGACGACAGCGCGCACAAAGAGGCGGCUGAGGAGAAGCAGGAGGAGGACAACGACUACCACAGGAGCGACGAGCAGGUGAGCAUCUGUCUGGAGUGUAACAGCAGCAAGCUGCGGGGGCUGAAGCGGAAGUGGAUCCGCUGCUCGGCCCAGGCCACCGUCCUGCACCUGAAGAAGUUCAUCGCCAAAAAGCUCAACCUGUCGUCCUUCAACGAGCUGGACAUCUUAUGCAACGAGGAGAUCCUGGGCAAGGACCACACACUCAAGUUCGUGGUCGUCACGAGGUGGAGGUUCAAGAAGGCGCCUCUGCUGCUGCACUACAGACCCAAGAUGGACCUGCUGUGAGCGGCGCCGCGCAGCCCCGGCGGCCGCACAGGUGGCCCCUGGGUGUGGUGUGGACCAGAUUUCUGAAUAGAGAUAUUUAUAACUUUUGUAUGCGAGAAUCCACACUCAUCGAGACACUACCAGCACCGCGUUUACACAGGAUGGAAACACUUCACAGCCCGCGCAGCGGCCCGGCGAUCCUGCUGCGGUCCCCGUCAGCCCCGAACGUCGCCGCCUGCCGGGACAGCCGCCUCCGACGCGAGCCGCCCUUGCCUGCUGUCCAGGUCUUGAAAUCUGAGUUCGUUUCAGUUCAGUUCAUGGAUUAGUUUCUUGAUAAGCCUCAGAGAUACGUGUAUUUUAUUGAAUCCUUCCUAAGUUAUUGAAAAAAUGUCUUUUCCUGGUGAAUGACGCUGUUUAUGUUGCCUUUGGCUUCCUGAAGACUCAGCGCUGAUAAAGUUUCAUUUAAAAGUGCACCCAAAGGUUUCCAUUCACACCGGCCUAGCCGUGCUGUUUAGCUUCCACCCUGUAGGACACGGGGACAGUGGCUGCCCUGGCUGUCCGCCGUGUGCCGCCGUCCCGGGCUGCGGGCGCAGUGGGGCGCCGUCCCUGCGGCACGUGGCAGGACCCCGCAGGGGCGCCGGGCCAGCUCCACGCUGCUCCGUGGGGGAGUCCUUGUUUCCACGGGUUACUCUUACUGAAAGGGACACAAAUUGUCCCGUGCCGUCAUUUGACGUGCCUUCCCGUCAUCUUGCUGCAAGGGGCGGUGGUGUUUGUGAGGCGCUGGCGGCCUGUGGGAGGUCCGCUGCGGAGGCUUGGGGUCCCAGGAGGGCCCCCAGCGGGUCGCUGCCGUCACGCUGCGCUCACGCGGCCGCUGCUCUGGAGGCCGAGAGGGCCACCGGCGGCUGCUCUGGACGAGAGGCGUUUCCCUCACAGGAGCACGGCUGCGGCCCCCUCCUCCCCGGUGGCAGUAUGUCUGCGGAAGGGAGACGAGGGCUUGGCCAGCGCGCUAGCGUCUGUCCCUCUGAGGUGGGGCCGCUGCCGUGACCUCUGCCUGGCCCUUCCGUUCUGUCCUUGUCGAGCUCUCGGGCCCCUCCCGGUCCUCUGUCCCUCCCGAGACGUCCCGGUGACCCCUGUGGUCGUCCCGUCUCUGGGGGUCCUAGGGGGUGACCAGCCACCACACAGGUUUUCCAUGAAGCGUUUCACCUUAGUGACAAGACUCUUUCCUUGAAUUUGUGUUGAAAGUUGUCAUUGGGCUCAUGGACAUUCCGUUUUGUUUUUUCUGCUUCCUGCUUCGUAAAUGCAAAGUGUCAGAAGCAGCCACUGACGAGACCCAGUCUUAGCGAGGAGGAGACAGUCACGUUGAUUCAACCCAGGUGGUUUUAAUGUCAGGCCUUUUUAGAACGUAAACACAAACACAAGUCCUUGGUCAGGAACGGGUCACACUCACCUCUCUACUGAAGCCCGCGAGCUCCCAGGACUGCUGAGCUGCUGCUCACAAGCCGCGGCUCCUGUCACCUUCAGAGCUGCCGGACGACGGCUGCCAGCAGACGCUGCCUGCGCUCAGUGGUGCCUGUCUACCUCAGAACACGCUGCCCAAGCGUCCCGCAAAGCCACCUGUCCCCACGGUGCAGUUCCCAGUAGCGUCAGAGCCCAGGUACUUUCCUGUGUGGUGAAACUAAAGAAGGAUUAAACAGUUAUAUGAGUCUCCAAAUUCAAAAUGAAUUCACAGUUCAGAUUAAAUUUAAUUUUGCUGUAAGAAUCUCAUAAUCUAUAUUUGUAACUUUGCAGCUAUCUUUGAAACCACUUGACUUUGCUAUGGUGCUAAGUUGACACAUUUAAAUACACAGAGAGGUGGGGCGAGUCGAAGCCAGUGUGAGCGUCUGCUGGGCCUGCCCGUUCUUCAGUAGUCCUGCUUUUGUAGUCGUCUUAACCUGAUGAAACCUCAGCAGCAAAAGUACCUAUUUUUCUAAAAUCUCAUCAGACUGUCUUCACUACAGGACAGUUUCCCUGGUGACCGGCCUCUCUGGUCUGACUUCGUAGCCUUACGUAGUUUAAAGACCUGCCGUCAGGUGGAAGCUCCCGGUGGGCUCGUUUAAUUUCUGUUAAGCUCUCAUGUAACAUCAAAGGCUGACUAUUAUUUUUUCCAGCAUGAAAGCCAGGAUCAGUUAGUGAUUGGAUCCUAGUAAGGAUUUUUAACAGAUGGAGUUACUGUGAAGUGGUUUCCACAACUAUUUAUGCUGGUAGAACAAGUGCUGUUAAGUUACCUUAGUGCACCUUCCUCAGCAGCAGUGGGACUGGAUACCCAGCGUAGGGUCUCACUAGAUACAGUUUUCAUGAAAAUGGAAAAUUCAGAUAGAAUAUAUAAUAUUGAAUUUAAGAUUUGGGGGGUUAAAAAAAGAAAACCUAACUUUAUAAAAUUAUUUAUUCUAUUUUAAGCCUUCUGUCAUAUUUUCCCAUCUGUUGGUCUCCGUGGUCCAGCUUUAUUUACAGGCAUAUAAAAUGAAAUUGUGAGAUGUUCUGCAAGCUUCUUUUACUUUGAGUAGCCAUUAAUUUGUAUGUUUUUGUUUUAUGUGGAUGAAGAGCAUUUCUUAUGCUUUUGUGCAAUAGGUUCCAACAUGCAUUUUACGAGACAUCUGUUCAAAUUGUAAUGUAGCAUCUGUUCUGCUAAAUUGAGGAGCAGUAUAGGUGGCAUUUCAAAUAUGUACAUUCAGCUAUUUGGUUUUUCUUUUUUUGUUGUUAUAAGAAUGCUGUUAUUGAGAUUGUGUGCGUGUGUGUGUGGAUACCUGUCAGCAAUAUUUAAAACUGAGUGUCCAGGCAGGUGGCCGGCAGUGAUGUUGGUGGCACUGUCCUAGGUUGCCCCGAGGCCACCCUGUGGGGCCACCAUGGUCCUGCCUGGGUUCUGAUCCCUCAGACCCCGUGUGCCUGCAGCCAAGCUGCCCCGGGGGCUGGGACCCCACAGCCUCAGACAGUAAGUGGACGGUGCUACCCCACCAGCCCUGCCAACCAUCAGACACUGGCCUUGGGUGCCACCCGUGGUGUUCCAGUCUUCGUACAUUCAGUGGUGUUUUCCUGAAAGUACACGGACAGCAUUUUACAAUGAUUUGACUAGGCAGCUGAUGUCUACAUUGUACAUGAAUACUGACUCUGCUGUCAAAACAUUGAAAGUAAAUUUAAUGCAGAUAGCUCAAUCACAAAAAAUCCAGUUUCUCUGUUUCCUCAGGAAAUCGUUUAAGCUCCACCACAUCACACGUGACCUUAACAUGAUAAACAAAUGUAUUUCUCUGCCUUGAUAUUUAAAUAAACUAAGUAAAUAAAUGGGAAUAAGUAGAUUAGAAAACCACCCUUAAAAUUAUUCCAUAAUCUUUACAAUACCGUGUCCCCGGCCAGGCAGGGAACAGGGUCGGCUUCCCGGGCCUCCUGUUUGGGGGACGUGCUGAGUGGCCGGAGCCGUCUUCAGCACUGUCAGGGGUGACUCAGUCGUAGCCGAGAGCAUGUCUGAAGAAUGGACUGAAGUUUGAGUGUCCCUGAGACGUGUGUGUAGCUGUAGUGCAAACAUCUGUUCCAGUAACUUAACUGAACGUCAGAAACACAUUUUUCCCCAAACGAAAGUGAUGUAGGUUAAGGGACAGUAGAUCAACCACUAAAGCCUUUAUUAUCAGCAAACGCAAACAGAUGAAGGUUAUCAUGGUUUAUGGAAGUGAUAAUGCAGAUACAUAUUUUUGACUGUUUAUUUUGAAAGUUUACAUUUUUUAUGCUUUGUGUUGGUGUGUAAUUUUUGUACUAUUGGUGACUAGUUUUUGUCUAAAAUCUUUUUUGGAAUAUUGCUUAAAUGUUUUGAUUUUAUGAUAGUGAAGCUUGUAUUCAGUGUUUUGCCAAUUAAUAUUAUAUGCUUGUAAUAAAAGCAAAAGAAAAACUUAACUAAAAA
Galeopterus variegatus (Sunda flying lemur) is the source of this 4891-nucleotide messenger RNA. RefSeq names its product polycomb group ring finger 3 (gene PCGF3). The transcript has 10 exons. Gene Ontology annotation, biological process: regulation of transcription by RNA polymerase II. The coding region runs from base 259 to 987 and encodes 242 amino acids. Lineage: Eukaryota; Metazoa; Chordata; Mammalia; Dermoptera; Cynocephalidae. Gene Ontology annotation, cellular component: PRC1 complex. The record is from RefSeq and is a predicted model, not a curated record.